AUGCUUGCAGCCGCCAACAUACAACCCACCAGUGGCCCCAGCGGGGUAAUUGGACACACUGCAAACAAGAGCAGACCUACAGCAAAGAAACUGUCCGCAGCUGCUCAGAAGGCUGUCUUGCACAGACAAGAUGUCACACUCAUAGCUGAAAAUGAGCAGCUGAAAGUGCAUUUGCUGGAGUUCCAGAACACAGUUGAUGCACUCAAGCUGGCAACAGAAGCUGCUCAGAGGGAGGUGGCCAAAGCCCAGAGAGCUGCUCACAAGGCACCGAAUAGUGGCAAGGUCAGAAACAAGGUCCCAAAGCCAACGCAUCAGGAGUGGAAUAUGCUUCCAAACAUGGAGGCCAAAGAGAAAGACAUCUAUAACAUGAUUUUGCAAACACUAAGAACCGAGAUGCACCAUCUCGGGUUCGACCUCAAGGUCAAAUAUAAAGUGCAGCCUCACAAAAAGCUGGGUAAGCUCUUCAAAAUUGUCUGUUGUAUCUACAAGGCUGACCUCUAUGAACAAUAUGACUUUGAUUGGCCAUUGGCUGAGAUAGUCAAACAGUACCUGCAGAAUUCUUGGAAGCCUCAAACCUGUAAACACAAGGCUGAUGCCAAAAUCAACAAUGAGAGAAUGCAUACAUGCACCCAUAUUGAUGAGCUUGAAGACAGCAAAACAGCAGGGGUAAAUGAAGGGUUGAAUAACAGCAGCAACAAGGGUGAAGGCAAAGGCAAGGGCAAAGGCAAGGGCAAAGGCAAAGGCAAAGGCAAGGAGAGCAUGGGAAUGGAUAGGGACUAA
Molecule: messenger RNA, 780 nt
Organism: Coniophora puteana RWD-64-598 SS2
Lineage: Eukaryota; Fungi; Basidiomycota; Agaricomycetes; Boletales; Coniophoraceae
Exons: 5
Coding region: 1-780 (259 amino acids)
Source: RefSeq, a predicted model, not a curated record